This is a messenger RNA of Laetiporus sulphureus 93-53, 6829 nucleotides long. RefSeq lists its product as uncharacterized. Gene Ontology annotation, biological process: transcription initiation at RNA polymerase III promoter; 5S class rRNA transcription by RNA polymerase III. The coding region runs from base 127 to 6765 and encodes 2212 amino acids. Gene Ontology annotation, molecular function: DNA binding. Gene Ontology annotation, cellular component: transcription factor TFIIIC complex. NCBI's taxonomy places the organism in Eukaryota, Fungi, Basidiomycota, Agaricomycetes, Polyporales, Laetiporaceae. The record is from RefSeq and is a predicted model, not a curated record. The transcript has 17 exons.
GCUUGAGCUAUCGCAAAGAGACUGGCUGCCUCUCCUUUGCGUCUAAGUGUAUUCGCUUAAAGAAAAAGACUGUUGAAUUUUCUUGCGAUCAACGGAUAGCUCGUCAUCCCUGAAAGGCUCUACGCUAUGGACGAGCUCAUUCAUCACUGCGUGCGUGAGUUGGCUUUCGACGGAGAACUCGGAUGCGAUGUCUCCCGUUUGAGGGAAUUCAUUCAAGGAUUCUAUGCACGCAACAGUUCCACCGCAGCGCAGAAAGUUGAUGACGCAUAUUGUGCAUACGUAUGGGCCGUGAUCGCUCAGCAGCCCACGGUCAGGGUGGGGAUGGUCCCGCCAGGCGGGGCAACGGAAGUACAUAUCGCUCCUCAGGCGAGUGCUAAGCGCAAGGCCAAGACGAAGGGAGAGAAACCGCCGGAAGCACUCCCCGCUCCAGAAGGUCUGCAAAUUAUUCCUGAUGCAGCCAUAAGACCUCUCGAAGAGCUCCGUGCGGAAUAUGGCGAGGGUCUGAGGAUUGCUGUCGAUUCUGACACGGCGUUCACUGCCAUUACGGGGUCGCAUAUUAGGCAUCCGAAGUUGACGUCUAUGGUAUAUACGGCAUUACAGUUCAUCAGCCGAGGGCGGGAUGAAGGCAUCAGUGUCAUUGAUCUGGGCAAAAAGUCAGGUUAUGACCAGAAGACCUGCUUCUACCUCAUCAAGCAACUAGUUGACCUUGACCUCGUGGUGAAGCGCAGGAAACCAGGAGUUAGCACGAAUAUAUGCGUUCACAAGUAUUUCUUUGACAGGAGCGAGGUAUGGAAGCAAGUCCUUAAAGAAGAGGCUCAGGCUGCAGAGUCACAGCAGCGCGGCGGACCAGACGAAUCAAAGCAAGAGUCGGACGAGGAAGACGUGCAAGACACUACACCAAGCACUGUUCAGUUUGACCCCAUCGACUCGCGACAUCUGUCAAGCCUCCCUCUCGUACGUGCCCGGAUCACAAAACUGCUGCAAAGCUCUCCCCAUGGCAUCCACUCGUCAACUAACGUCCUGGUCAGAAUUGGCUUUGCAAAUCCUACCAAGAGUGACCGACGCUUCUUCCGCACUCUCAUACGGGAGCUGCUUGACCAGGGAGUUAUUGAGAAGGUUCAAGUUAUGCAUCCGGACAAGCAGCGGUUCCCCAAUAGGAAGACCACUUGCAUCCGCUUGGUGCACCCACAUGAGGUACCUCUUGCUGAAGAUCAGAUACCGGCUGUCCCGCUCAAAGAGAUCGCUGAGGUGGGGAAUCCGCUGAAGGUCGAUCUCACAAUCUACAAACAGAUCAUCAAUCUUCUCGACGAAUCCGGUACCAAGGGCAUGACGAUGAAUGAGCUGUCUGCUGCGCUCUGCAACUUUGACAAGCGGACCAUAGAGCUGCUUCUUACGCGGUUGGAGCACGACCCGCCACCGCCUCAUCUCGGAGACCUCGGCAUCGCACAACAGGCCGAAAACUACGGUCGAGAGCGCCGUUAUAAGUACUACACCGUCGCGCAUUUCCACACCAUCGCCGCCAGAGAGAAUUUCGAGGAUCAUCAAUACAAGGACGUAGACUUGGACCAGGCGGGUGGCUUCAUGCAAGUCAAGGAAAGCGCGUUCUACGACGAUGAGAGCGCUCUAAAGAGAUAUGUGGAUAAUUUCAAGACAAUACAGGAUGCGAAUGUUGCCGAUACUGCGAAGAAGUCGAAGGGCAAGCAGAGAGUGUGGAAGAAUCCUAUCCUUCCGGAUGGGACUGUUAAGAGAGGUAGACCGCGCAAGUAUCCCGUUUCGGAAGAUGCAGCCACCUCCAAGAAAGCCAGCAUGAAACGCAAGAGAACCGAGGAGUCGACACUCGAAGAACGUCCCGAGCUUAGUGCAGGCGAUAUCCAGACAGCUGAGACUCCACCGCCUAAACGCAAGCGCGGGAGACCGCCCAAACAGCGUAUCGAACCGGCGGUUGCCGCCUGCACAACUCUUGAGGGAACAAUAUCGGCGGGUCCCUCGGUUUCUGCUGACAUGGCUCCCCCAGAGGCAGUCCCGAAGAGACGUGGGCGACCGCCGAAGCAGAAGGCCGCGCCCGUAGUUAGUGCGGAUGCAGGCGUAGAUCAAACAAGUUCUGUUCAGCCUGAGCCUGUGCAGAGGAAACGCGGGCGGCCUCGCAAGAGUAUACCUCAACCAGAGCCAGUAACGGCAGAGCAGCCCAAUGACCGCAUGGACGAAGAACCUGCACCCGACGCAAUAUCCGUUGCGGUAUCCGACGGGGACUCUCCCGAUGGUCUUAGUCAAAUGCUCGUGAACGCUGACAAUUCUCUGGACAUGUCCACGGCUGUGGACGAAUCACUCAUUUCUAUGGAUACAUCGAUGGCUGCUGACGAGAGCUUCACUACACAUCAAACUGUACCUAGUGACCUGUCCUCCGCUUCGAUCUCUGCCAGCGCCGCUCAGUUGCUACGUCCCUUGCCAAGGAGCUGCCAGCCCCUUCAAUCUGCCAAUGUGCCGAGUCCGUCAAUUGGCACCCAUGUGAUUGCAACUGAACAGCAUCCUAUAGAUUUGCAAAGUGAUGCUGAAGAAGCAGACGUGGUUUCUGACCAGGCACGUCGCCCAGUCACUGCGAACGUUGGGCCGCCGUUAUCCGCUCCGGUCAGCGCAUCGCUGGGAGUCCCGCUGCCUGCUGCUGGUGGUUCACUGGAUAUACCGCUCUCUGACGUAUGUGGCAGUGCGCCGCCCGCGCUCGCCGGGAUCCCCAUUGAUCCGAUGCUGUUGGAUACUCACGACCAGGUCACCUCUCUGACAGAUGGGGUCCUUCAUCAGGAUGUCUCGCAGGAUAGGUCCAGCUCAGCAGCAUCAUUAUACAUAGCUGAGAAUAACGUCUCAUCCCAAUCGAAUACCGCAAAGCGGCCGAAUCCGGGGGCCACCACUCCUGCUCCGUCUGCAAAGCGGGCCAAGACGGACAGUGAAACCGAGAAUCGCUAUCACUCCAAAGUGAAACUCACCCAGUCGCGUCGAGAGAAGGAGUUCAUGCGUGUGAUCACAGAUGCAGGAGGCAUCGUGAAUGUCAGCUCAAAAGGAUUUUAUGAGGCUUAUUCCGCCGUGAUCGAGGCCAUCACCAAAGCCGGAGAGAUCGCUAGCACUCUUCCAGGGACACGCAUCGACAAACGCACAGUAGAAGCCACUCUAAGUGAUCUUGAGAGCCGUCAGAAGGUCAAAGUCAUUACCACUUCGGUCAAGACAUCUACUGGUGGUCAUCGAUCAGUGCGUGUGGCAUAUCUGCCAGACAUCACAGAGAGCGACCUGAACACGUUCCUGUCCAACCUGCGCAUUCAACAGUUCCCUACGUCUGCUCCUAUCAAGUCCAUAGAGGAACCAACAGUGUAUGGUGGGAAACCCUCCAAGCUACGUUCUGCCACGACCUCUGCAGGCUUUGCACGGGACGUACUGCAAGGAAAGAAUCCUGCCACGAUGCAACAGCUCGUGCAGUCUGGAGAUACUGCCGUGCGGGAGGCUCUCCUGGGGGAGAAGAGUACGCUAGCGCAACUAUAUGGUUACAUCCCUGGCAAAGCAGCAAGAGCGCGUGAGCUGCACCUCUGGACUGUCAAGCUUUUCGAAUCAAAGGCGUCCUCUCCCCACAUCGUCUCAACCGAACAGCGGGUGGUGUCUUUCUCGUUGUAUGUGAGCGAACUACCCAUCUCACUGUACUGCGCUUUCGUAUCCACUCUAUGGCAAAGUGAUGAGCUGCCCAGUCUCCUCGCAUCUGAUGAAGGCCGCAUGACCCCCAUCGUAAAGGUUGCACCACUGAUCCGCGACGGACUGCAGAUUGCGCGUUCGAGGUCUCGCGAACGUCUCCUAGAGCUGCUAUACAUGCUGUGUUGUCUUCGGCUUGUAGAUCCACUGCAACCUACCAAGUCAGAUGAUCCGGCAGUCAGAUGCGCCCGAGGAGAGACCUCCCCGUCUGCAUUUGACAUCGUUCCUGUCGAUUCCUGGUCGCCAACCACUGCUCCCGUCUUCUGGCGGUUCAAUACGAUUGUCCCCUUGCAUCUCUGGGCUUUGUCAGAACAUUCUCCUCCUCCUUUUUGGAAGAAUGUGACAGUUGAGUCCCCCGGACAGUGCAUCGAAUAUUGGCGAGAACUGCAGUAUGUAAGCAUACAUACCGAGCACUGCAAGCACAUCGUAGUCGCAACCGUCGAUGAAUCGGUGCACGCUAAGAUCGGCAAGACUCUCAAGCGUUCUAAUUCUUGGAUCGACCGAUAUGUACUAUCUUGGUACCAGACGGAAUACCUCAGACAAAAUGUGGAUCAGCCCACUGGAAGUACGCCAUUGCAGGACCAAGAGAAUGGUGCAGCGCGAAUUCAACAUAUCAGUUGGGUCGUUUGCGCUCCGACAGGCGUUGUGGAGGAGUUCUUCACCAAAGCCCAUAGGAAACACCGCAAGGAGCAGAAGAAGAUGCAAGAGAGGGCAGAGCAGAGAAUUGAGGAGAAAAAGGCCCGCGAAGCUAAAUCGAAAGCAAUCCUGGCGCAGAAAGCGGAGGAAGCCCGAUUGCAACGCGAACUUGACUGGGAUGCCAUGGUCAGCAAUGUCCAUCCGGAACCUCUCAAGGGCUCGGCCGCGGCCCGAGUGCGACGCAUUCGUUCACAGUUUCUUCAGAGCUCUGCCAAAAAUCGGAAAAAGUGGGAAACUCAGAUAGCUAAAGCGAUAGAGGAGGCCAAUAUGGCCGCUAAACAGGUGCUGUCGACAAACAGGCUCAGCCCACCCAGGAUGACCCUCGGCAUAGUACCAUUGCCACCAGUAGUGGCUAACGCUUCCGAAAAGACUGUAGAAGAGAUCAUCUCACAACAAGGCCCACCACUUGUCCCAUGCAUUCAGGAGGCAAAGGAGAAAACCAAGAAAAAGGGAAAAGGCCGCAAGAAGGAUGGUCUGCUACCUGCAGAGCCGAGUAGACGGCACAGGUUCCAAUGGAACCGGGAUUUUGAUGAGUUAGCGCGAGAUGCCUAUGUCAUCAUAAAGGCGCGCUGUCGUGGCCACGGAAGGCUAGAGUUUGCAGCAUUACAGCAGGCUUUUCCUGCUGUACCGAGAAAUUCGGUUCGACAGCGAGUGGUAAGCCUGAAGGAGGUACCCGGUGCUGCGACGUAUAUGCAGCGGCUUGAGGAUAAGUGGUAUGAGGUUUGGGUUCAACAUAGAGGAACACCCAAUUUACCCGAUGCUGACCCUGAGAGUCCGACGAACUUCGACCUUGUCGCCCACAUCAAAUUCUUGCGCAAUCAUGUCGACAAGAAUGCCCUCCGUGUUGGAUUCUUGCAGAUGGAGAAAGAGAGCACGAUAGUGCUUCCUGGUACCAUUGACCAGUUGGAAUCUUCCUGGAAUAUCAUAGAGAAACCGCCCAUUGCGCCCAAAUGGGAUUUCAUAUGGACCGGGGUAGCUGAAGAAGGGCGGGAGAAGCAAUUCGUGCAGCAAGCAUUCACGAUGGAUGCGAAUGAAAUACCUCCAACUCAAUGUCAACACUCAGAGAGCGUGUAUGUUGCAGAGGCAGCUCUCAAGAUGGUAAUGGGUACACCAAACGACACAUAUGAUGCGCAAGCAGCAGCCGUCUUCCUCAGCUCCGUCGGUGAGAAUGCUGUGCAGGCUGCAAGCAAGGAUCUCCUCGCUCGUGGGGUGUUUUCCAAGAUCAUCAGAGAUCCUACCCGGUCUAGACCCGGAAGAGCUCUCAAAAUCUCAGAUAGUAAUCAAAAUGCCCUUGGAGGCUCGCUGUCGCAAGAUAUUUUCCAGGAUGCGUCGGCUCUUGAAGAUCUGCUUGGCCAGGACGAGGAUAAUGCAUGGCGCGAAUGGUCGCUCCUAUCAAGUGACGGAGACAUGGCUGCCAUGCUUGAACUGGUAUUGGAUAACAAGAUCGAGUUCAAGGUUGAUACGACGCAUGCGCAAGAGAGGCGUGCAACUGUGGACUGGAACAGCAAGAAAGCCGAUGAUGAUGACAUUGAAACGGCAUUGCUGGCACGAGCUUCAAUUCCGCUGGCAUCGUCAUCUCCCCCACAAGCCGCCGAAGACUCCGCCCAAGAAGAGCAGAUUCAAGCAGUGAAGUCCUUUGGGGAAGAUCAGUCAGACGAGCACGGUCGGACAGCAAGUGGCGAAAUGGCAUUCUGUCGCUUCACCUCGAAUAGCCUGAUCGACUGCGCUGCUUGCCUGCAUGAUUCGAAGGUCUCGAUUUUGCAGGAAGCCGGGGAGCACGAAGAAAUGGUAAUCUCAGCACUGCUUGAGGAGUUGAAUAGCGCGCGUUCAGUUGGAAUCUCUAGAGAACGCCUUCUAACAAACACAGGUCCCUCGAGCACUAUUCAAGCUUCUGCAAUCAUCAAUAGGCUCAUAAACGCGUCGAUUCCCCUGGCGUACUGGGCUGGAUACACCAAAAUCAUUUUGGUUUCGGCAGCUCACAUCCGGCCUUGGGCUGUGUGCCUUUCAGACACAGAUGGGAGGAGUGUCAUGCUGUUCCCUCGGCGCUGGAUCGACAUUACUGGCAGAAGAAUCAAUGAUGUAUGGGAAGCAGCUCUUCGAGCCGUUCUCGGGAUCGUAGUGUUUAGACCUGGGAUCUGUCAGGCCGAAAUCCGCUGGAGACUGAGAUCUGUCUAUGACAGAUGGGAGGUCAACGACGUACUGCAUCACAUACGCGAAGAAGGUUAUGCCAACAGACGCGUCGGAGAGCCGCUUUGCGUUCCGGACUCGUGGCCUGCGGACGAAGAGGAAGAGCGAUCGGCAUUCUGGUUCUUGAGAGAUGAUAAAAGUUGGUAUCAUAUUUGAAUGGGACUGUUGACCUUUAAUUAUGAAUGUUCGGGGAGAUAGUAAUGAUGAAGAGCUACUGGAC